AUGCGCGCCACACACCGCUGUACGCUAUGUGGGCCACCAGUGGGCGCCACAAACACACCGCAAACGCAGUCGAAGCGUUCAAAAUGGCUGCCAUUGGCUAACGCACUGUGUGUAUGGCAUAUACACGGCUAUCGCAUCGACAUCACCACUCAAUUAUCAAUUGACCUGUCUCACUGUCUCACUGGUCACCCGGCUCACACACACACUCGCACAGUGAUCCAGGUAUUUAUCGCGUGGCGGCCACCACUCCCAUUGGCAUUCAUUGAUGAACCACUGAAUCCGGCACUCAAUCUGAAGGGCGGGGGUGUUGUCAGGGGUUUACCCGGGUGUUUAGGGGGGUCAACACACGGUGUUUGUGUGGUUAAUGACCAGACCGAAAACACAUGAAUACUCUCUUACUGUGAAUGCAAUGGAAAAUACAUUUUAAAC
Molecule: messenger RNA, 429 nt
Organism: Oppiella nova
Lineage: Eukaryota; Metazoa; Arthropoda; Arachnida; Sarcoptiformes; Oppiidae
Source: the annotation of a GenBank genome assembly